AUGCCUCAAUGGGGUGGUGGCGGUGACAAAUGUCAACGUUGUGAAAAAACGGUAUAUGCAAAUGAAGCUGUGUCGGCGUGCAGUGCCAAAUGGCAUAAAGGAUGCUUUAAAUGCAAAACUUGUAAUGGUUUACUAACAUUGGCAUCAUAUAAAGAUUUUUCAAAUGAUAUUUAUUGCAAAAGUUGUUACCAGGAUAAAUUACAUCCUCAUGAACGUAAUCGUAAACAACUUGAAAAAGGGUUUUCACGUCAACCUGGUGGUGAUCAAGCAGCUGGUGCAUCGGCUGCUAAAGGAGCUUCGGGUGAAGAAGCAGCAGAGGAAUAA
Molecule: messenger RNA, 324 nt
Organism: Didymodactylos carnosus
Lineage: Eukaryota; Metazoa; Rotifera; Eurotatoria; Philodinida; Philodinidae
Source: the annotation of a GenBank genome assembly